Molecule: messenger RNA, 3042 nt
Organism: Acytostelium subglobosum LB1
Lineage: Eukaryota; Evosea; Eumycetozoa; Acytosteliales; Acytosteliaceae
Exons: 4
Coding region: 1-3042 (1013 amino acids)
Source: RefSeq, a predicted model, not a curated record
AUGAUUGAUCAACAACAACAACUGAUUGAGCAACAGACGCAACAACAACAACAACAACAACAACAACUGAUGCAACAGCAAAAGCAACAACAUCAGAUGCAGCAACAGCAACCCCAACAUCAGCAACAGCAACCCCAACAACAGGUGCAACACAAAUCAUUAUAUCAAUAUCAAAAACAUAUUCUACAACAACAACAACUUCAGCAGCAUCAGCAGCAGCAGCAGCAGCAACAACAGUUGCCACAGUUGCCACAAUCACAGUCACAGCCACAGCCACAGCAACAACAACAACAGUUAUCACAGCAACAACUUAAAUACCAACAAAUGCAACUGAUUAGGCAACAACAACAACAACUUCAGCAACAACACCAGCAGCAACAACAACAACAACAGCACCAGUCACAGCCACAGCAGCAGCAAGAGCUUCCCAGCAUUGAUUGGAGGCUCACUGGUAAUCAUUCAUCAUUAUGGUUGCCUGAGCCCGAGUCCAGCUUUGUGAGGAAGACAAACUCCAGCCCGCCAACAGUCCAGUCGCCCACACAGUUCUUCUCCGCCUCGAUGAUGGGUGCUCCUCAUUCCGGUUCAUCAUCGCCUAUACAACAGAUGUUUGGAUACCAAAACCAAGCCCAAGCCCAAGGCCAGGUCCAGGCCCAGGUCCAGCCUCAGCCUCAGACUCAGCCUCAGGCCUCUCCCCAUCAAUACCACAACAAUCAACAUCAUAAUGGAUCAUCCUCAGCCACAAGCAGUCCUCAUCAAUACUCACAUCAACAACUACAACAGCAGCAGCAGCAGCUGAAACAAGUUCGCAAGGCUCCACAUGUCUCUGAACUGCUUACUCGUGAGAUCAUUGACAUGGACCAUCGCCCUGUGUCUCCGCCCUUGCCUGAUCACCAUCGCCCUGCGUCUCCACCUUCUCCCACAACGCCCAAGCACCAUCGUCCUAUCUCCCCACUCUUGCCCGAAUAUCAGCGUCCAGUGUCACCUCUGCACCAUCAUCUUGUAUCACCACCACAAACACCCGACCAACAACUGAAGCGACAACAACAACUUGUCCAACAACAACUACUUCAACAAAAGCGACAACAACUGCUCCAACAGCAAGAGCAACUCCUCCAGCAGCAAGAGCAGCAGGAGCAACUCCAUCAACUCCAUCGUCAACAACAAAAUGAUGAGCGAUUCGGUAUAAGAAGCAUCACCAAUGCCAACCCUCCACAUUCACCACGACAACAACAGCAACACCAACAUCCACAUCCUUAUCGACCACCACAACAACAACAACAAGUCCAGCGUCAACAACAUCAGCCUCAGCAACAGCAGCCCCAGCCCCAGCAACAACAAAAACCAAGACAUCAACACCAGGAACAACAACAACAACAACAACAUCAACAACCAAAACAUGUAGAACAGCAUCAACAACCAAAGAAUCAAAGCACUAAAGAGAUGGACCAGACAUCAAUGGACCUCCAACUACCAGCCCCAGUGACGGCCGCAUCAAUCGCAGCCAAUGGACUGAACCUCAAUGACCUUAUCAAGAACUAUGAGACCAAGUACAAGCCAAUGAGGAAGCUUGGCAUGAGCGGCAACAAUCCAGUCAAUCUCAUGAUGCUUGGUGGCGGUGGUGGCUCAAGGGCCUCCGAGGCACUGGCAGUGACUGGCUCAGCAGCAUCAUCCGCAUAUCAUGCCACACACAGCAUCGGGGACUCCAACGAGAGCAGUCCAACAACAGAGAUCUUCAUCACAAUGGAGCACUUUGCACAUUUGGACCAUCCCUCGUACACAACGAUACCAAUCGCGACACAGAUGUACUCGUGCCCUGUCUGGGGCUGUCCCAAGCUGUUCCAAAAGUUCAAGGACAUCGAGGUGCAUUGCAUGCAAGUGCAUCCGGCCAGCGCGGCCAACCCUCUCGAGCAGCGUGGCGUCGACAUUGUCGCGCUCUCCGAGCUGUCCGACGCCACGGCGCUCAAUCACCACUCGGCCGGCUCGAUACCGGUGCUCAUCUCGGGUCUGCCCAAGUCGUGGCGCACAUCAGAGCUGUCUAUCGACAGUCUGUUACAACACUAUGGCACCAACAGGACCAUGUGGAACAUUGUCGAUGAAGAUGGAGUCAAUUGUCAAUGGGUUGGCGACUUUAAGAAGUUCUUCGAUACCACUUCCAGACAAAGACGUAACAGCUGUAUUGUCAAGAUGAGCCUCGACCUUCCCUCCAAAUGGGAUCCAUUACCAACAACCAAGACCAACUAUCUAAGUCUAUUCACACAUUCAUACCUCUUUGUUGCAGGCUCUGGCUCUGUUAUAUCACUUCAUCGACAGUUUACAGACCUGACAAUCACUACAAUUCAAGGAUUGAUGAGGGUUAUAAUGUUCCCUCCAAACAAGAUGAUGGACAUUGGCAAAUAUAACAAGGACUUCUUGAUCAAGGAGAAUAGCAAGAGUAGUUUUAUAUACUUUGAUCAUCAACUCACUGAAGAUGACUUGGACCUUAUCUCAAAGUUUGGUGGACGCAUUGUAUUCCUCAAGAAGGAAGAGAGUCUUUUUGUCCCCGCCGGCUGGUACUUCCAAACAACAGUCCUCGACGAUGAGUGUAUAUUUGUACAUGGCCAAUGUUUGAAUCAGAACAACUUGGAGUUCUUCUUGCAGAACUUGCGAAGGAGAUCAUUUGGAGACAGUCUGACAAUCGAGGAUCUGAUCAAGAAUAUCAUCACAGACUACAUGGCACGAGCCAGUGGCCUUUGUGUACAACGCCGACCAAAGGUAUCGGGCGUCUCUGGUCUACUGGGCUCGUCGGCAGCCGCAGUGGCAACGCGUCAGUGGAACAACUUCCAGUGUCCCUUGGACAAGAUGUCCAUCUUCCAGCAGGUGACGAUCAUCAUGAGAGAAUGUUUCACACUGAUAUCUGCCUACUAUCUCGUUACACAAUCGAUGCGCGUUGAAGACAAGAUCAAACUGGAACAACAUCAACUCGUAGAAGGACUCAAAAAGUCAACUAACGAGUUGAACUACUCACUACUCUCUUUAUCCAGCUCAGGUCGUAUGUCUGGAUAA